CCCAACAUGCAGCGCGGCCGCCACGCCGGGGCCGUAUCCUUUGCCCGCGAACCACAAGUCCCAUGGUACACCGCUGCCGGAAGUGGCCUGCGCCACCGGCCUACGCGGAACGGCACGUGGGCCCGGGCAGAGGCUAAGCUCGCUCUUCCUCGGGCCCUGCCUGGACAGGCCUGCCUACGUGCUGGGACAUGUCUGGCCUCCAAGGACGGUCAGUGGGUGAUGUCUGCAGCAGUGGAGGGGCCAGAGCUGGAGGCAGUAGCAGCAGCCGCAGGAGAUGCUUCAGAGGCUGCAGAUGCAGAAGAUGCUUCGGAGGCUGUGGAUGGAGGGUCCAGGGCGCUGCGGUUCCUGGGUGGCAACCGGCUGAGCUUGGACCUGUCCCCCGGGGGCUGCCACCGCCUGCUUCACCUGUGUGUCCAGCAGCCCCUCCAGCUGCUGCAGGUGGAGUUCUUGCGUCUGAGCACUCACGAGGACCCUCAGCUGCUGGAGGCCACCCUGGCUCAGGUGCCUCAGAGCCUGUCCCGCCUCUGCUCCCUGGUCCUCAAAGGAGGGCAACGCCGAGACACACUAGGUGCCUGCCUCCGGGGUGCCCUGACCACCCUGCCUGCUGGUCUGAGUGGCCUGGCCCAUCUGGCCCACCUGGACCUGAGCUUCAACAGCCUGGAGACACUGCCGGCCUGUGUCCUGCGGAUGCCAGGUCUGCGUGCCCUCUUGCUGUCCCACAACCGCCUCUCCGAGCUGCCUGAGGCUCUGGGGGCCCUCCCCGCCCUCACCUUCCUCUCCGUGACACACAACCGCCUACAGACGCUGCCCCCAGCUCUGGGGGCCCUGACCACCCUGCAGCGCCUCGAUCUCUCUCAGAACCUUCUGGACACGCUGCCUCCUGAGAUUGGAGGCCUGGGCAACCUCCUUGAGCUCAACCUGGCCUCUAACCGACUGCAGAGCCUCCCAGCCUCCCUGGCGGGGCUGCGGUCCUUGCGGCUCCUUGUCCUGCACAGCAACCUCCUGGGCUCUGUGCCAGCCAGCCUGGCCUGCCUCCCGUUCCUCACCCGGCUCGACCUGAGGGACAACCGGCUCCGGGACCUGCCCCCUGCGCUGCUGGACGCCCCCUUUGUGCGCCUGCAGGGGAACCCCCUGGGCGAGGCCUCGCCAGAAGCCCCGAGUUCCCCAGGGGCAGCCUUUGUUCCAGAAAUGCCCAGACUCUUCCUGACCUCAGAUUUGGACAGCUUUCCUGUGACCCCUGGAGGCUGCUCCGUGACCCUGGCCUGUGGCGUCCGCCUGCAGUUCCCAGCGGGGGCCACCAUCGCCCCCAUCACCAUCCGCUAUCGGCUGUUGCUGCCAGAGCCGGGCCUCGUCCCCCUGGGCCCUCAUGAUGCCCUGCUCAGCUGUGUGCUGGAGCUGCAGCCCCACGGGGUGGCCUUCCAGCAGGAUGUGGGCCUGUGGCUGCUCUUCAUGCCCCCACAGGCCCGGCGCUGCCGUGAGGUGGUGGUCAGGACCCGGAGUGACAGCAGCUGGAGUGACCUGGCGACCUUCCUGGAGGAAGAGGCACCCAAGCGGCUCUGGGCUCACUGCCAGGUGCCCCACUUCUCCUGGUUCCUUGUGGUCUCCCGCCCUGUGUCCGACGCCUGCCUGGUGCCACCAGAGGGAACACUGCUGUGCUCCUCAGGUCAUCCCGGGGUCAAGGUCAUCUUCCCCGAUGGGGCCACUGAGGAGCCUCGUCGAGUCUCCAUGCAGGUGGUGCGCAUGGCUGGCCGAGAUCUGCGAGCCCUCCUGGGAGAGCCAGAGGCCGCGGCAAGCCCCCUGCUGUGCCUCUCACAGAGCGGCCCCCCCAGCUUCCUCCGGCCCGUCACCGUGCAGCUGCCUCUGCCCUCUGGUGUCACAGGCCUCAAUCUGGACCGCUCCCGUCUGCACCUGUUGUACUGGGCCCCUCCUGCAGCCACCUGGGAUGACAUCACAGCUCAGGUGGUCCUGGAGCUCACCCACCUGUAUGCACGCUUCCAGGUCACACACUUCUCCUGGUACUGGCUCUGGUACACCACCAAGAACUGCGUGGGAGGCCUGGCUCGGAAGGCCUGGGAGCGGCUGCGGCUGCACCGGGUGAAUCUCAUCGCGCUGCAGCGACGCCGGGACCCCGAGCAGGUCCUGCUGCAGUGCCUGCCCCGAAACAAGGUGGACGCCACCCUUCGGCGGCUGCUGGAGCGCUACCGGGGCCCAGAGCCCUCCGACACGGUGGAGAUGUUCGAGGGCGAGGAGUUCUUCGCGGCCUUCGAGCGAGGCAUUGACGUGGAUGCUGACCGCCCUGACUGCGUGGAGGGCAGAAUCUGCUUUGUCUUUUACUCACACCUGAAGAACGUGAAGGAGGUGUACGUGACCACCACCCUGGACCGGGAGGCUCAGGCUGUGCGGGGCCAGGUGGGCAAGGGGGCGGGCCCCCCAGGCUGCCCGGGCACAGGGCCAAGCUCUGAACCCCAUUCGAUGCCCCCUCAGGUGUCCUUCUACCGUGGCGCAGUGCCCGUGCAGGUACCCGAGGAGGCAGAGGCUGCCCGGCAGAGGAAGGGCACGGACGCCCUGUGGAUGGCCACUCUGCCCAUCAAGCUGCCGAGGCUUCGGGGGCCCGAAGUGCCACGGCGGGGGACUGGCCUCUCCUUGGCGCCCCUGAACCUGGGAGAUGCUGAGACCGGCUUUCUGACGCAGAGCAACCUCCUGAGCGUGGCUGGGCGCCUGGGUCCGGACUGGCCGGCCGUGGCCCUGCAGCUGGGCAUGUCCUACCGCGAGCUGCAGCGCAUCCGGCACGAGUUCCGGGAUGACCUGGAUGGGCAGAUCCGUCACAUGCUCUUCUCCUGGGCUGAGCGCCAGGUUGGGCAGCCAGGGGCUGUGGGGCUCCUGGUGCAGGCCCUGGAGCAGAGUGACCGGCAGGACGUGGCUGAAGAGGUCCGGGCAGUGCUGGAGCUUGGCCGCCGCAAGUACCAGGACAGCAUCCAGCGCACAGGCUUGGCCCCCAAGGACCCGGGGGUGCCUGGCUCGUCGGCUCCACAGCCCUCAGAGCCUGCCCAGGCCUAGGCCCCACAGACUUCUGGCCGGCCUGGAGUUUUCCCAGCGGAUGGGCAGAGCCCCCACCUUCAGGCCUCUCCAGUGUGUGGGGACAGGGUUCCCCAUGGGCAUCAAACCUGCACUGUUUGAUUC
Messenger RNA from Saimiri boliviensis boliviensis (Bolivian squirrel monkey), 3180 nucleotides. NCBI's taxonomy places the organism in Eukaryota, Metazoa, Chordata, Mammalia, Primates, Cebidae. The record is from RefSeq and is a predicted model, not a curated record.